Mizuhopecten yessoensis (Yesso scallop) is the source of this 1930-nucleotide messenger RNA. Its product is annotated as laccase-9-like. Gene Ontology annotation, cellular component: plasma membrane. Bases 1 to 1839 code for a protein of 612 amino acids. NCBI's taxonomy places the organism in Eukaryota, Metazoa, Mollusca, Bivalvia, Pectinida, Pectinidae. Gene Ontology annotation, biological process: iron ion transport. The record is from RefSeq and is a predicted model, not a curated record. The transcript is spliced from 3 exons. Gene Ontology annotation, molecular function: oxidoreductase activity; copper ion binding.
AUGGGAACUCAUUGGUUGAUAACUCGUGUUNUCCACUCGGACACCGUAACGCUACACUGGCAUGGCCUACCUCAACAGGGUACACCCUGGAUGGAUGGAGUCGCCUUCAUUACACAAUGUCCCAUUCUGCCAGGUCAAAGGUUCACCUAUGACUUUAUUGCUCGACCUAAAGGGACAUAUUGGUAUCACUCACAUGUUGGAACACAACGGACAAAGGGCCUCUAUGGAGCUUUGGUGGUUCGAGACCGAAACGAUAACAUGGCUGAGCAUAACAUAGUGGUUCAAGGAUGGAAUCACCACUGGUCUGCAGAUAUGGAUCAAUUGAAAUAUGAAAUGGGUGGAAUUUAUGAAGAUCGCGUGAAACGGAAAAAUUCCUACUUAUUUGAUGGGGACUUUUUCGCGAAUGUUCUUCUGACUUCAGCAAUCAUAAAUGGUCGAGGGCGUCACUACAGUAACGGUACUACUGAGGAGCACAACAGUGCCCCUCUCAGCAUAUUCAGGGUCCAACAGGGCCAGAUGUACAAGUUUAGAGUUAUAAAUGCAGACAAUCUCUAUCCAUUCCGAGUGUCAGUCGACAAUCACAAUAUCAGUGUCGUGGCCACAGAUGGAUAUGAUAUUCAGCCUGUUCUGGCCGAGUCCGUCAUCCUCCACUCCGGUGAACGUUACGACUUUGUAUUGACAGCAGAUCAAGCUGUUGGGAACUACUGGAUCAGAGCACAGUCUCUAGAGGUUGAAGAGGACCGACUCCAUAGGGCAGACGCUAUAUUAAGGUAUAUGGACGCACCAGAAGUCGAACCUACCAGUUCCUCGCGUACUUGUUCUGGUAAUAGCAGAUGUCUCGUCAUCAACUGUCCUUUCCUGUACUAUCCUGAAAACUUUUUUAUAGACUGUCUCUCAGUUGAUAAACUUACAGCUUUAGUUGACAAGGAUCCUGCGCCUGUGGCGUCUGAAGGUCACUUAAAGGAGUAUUUCCUCAAUUUUGCUUUCCCUGGUGUAAAUGGAUUCGGUCCUGCCUCUGUAAAUGGACGGAAACUGAAACUGCCAUCAGUGUCGGCACUUACACAGCCACGCGAGAUAGAAUCAACUUGUGACCUUGCAGAUUGUGGCGAGGAGAAGGAAUGUGAGUGUACUCAAGCGUUGUCAUUGGACUUUGGUGAUGUCGUACAGUUAGUUCUUGUCAGCAUGGGUAAAGGUACCGGGGGUUUUCAUCCCGUUCACCUCCACGGAUAUUCAUUUUACGUUCUUAAAGUUGGUUUUGGUAUUUACAACAACAAGACCGGACGCUAUAUUAGUCCAGCCGCCGACGAUAUCAACUGCAGAGGUUACGGUAAUUAUACAACUAGUUUUUGUAACGCAGCAACAUGGAGGAACCAAUCCUGGAGCGGGGGUAACAUCCCGGAUGUAAACCUUUUAAAUCCUCCUCGGAAGGACACAAUAUCUGUCCCUGCUGGCGGUUAUGUGGUUAUUAGGAUUAAGGUCGACAAUCCUGGACUCUGGAUUGUUCAUUGUCAUAUGCAGGUUCACAACAUCGAAGGCAUGGCUGUACUCCUAAACAGCUCUUUUGACAGGAUUCCAAAGCCACCUCAGCACUUUCCGAUCUGCCAUAACUUCCCACCUACAAGCAGAGCUGAGGUGUUGCCGACAACAACAUACACUGUGAUGAAACAGGAGAUUGAUGCAUGUAGUAGACAGUCAGAAGACUUUGACGGCUGGUAUACAAUGAAAACCUACAGGAUUACGGUGACAGUUCUGGGACUCGUGAUGUUGUUUAUGGUGGCCUACAUCCUCCAUCUACGUAAAAUCGUCAAGUCUGAUGGUCAAGCAAAGGAGUCUCAAUAACCGCAGACAUAUACAGUGUCAGAAGUGAAAAACCAUCAUAUAUAAAUCCUUCGUUUCAGUAAAGACAUUGGCAACCUUUAUCAUUGUAAAU